AUGAGUCGUGAUACGCAUACCUUAAUAAUAACAAUAAUAGAGCCCCCCAUACCGAUAACAAUCGUUACCAACCUUAGAAAUAAUAACACUAAUAAUAAUAGAAAUAAUUUUCCCAAACAAAGUUGUUCAAACUUAAAUAGCUUUCGUAGUACUUUUAACAAUAGAAGCAAUAACUCCCAACAAUUACCUUUUAGACAUAAUAGUAACACGAACUUUCGGAGAGAUAAUAACUUUAUAAACAGAAAUUUCUAUAAUACAAGUCACAAUUCAACCAACACAAAUACUAACCAAAAUUCAAAUUUUUUCCGUAAUAAUAAUAAUAAAUAUACGAAUUUUACAAACCGAAAUCCCUUUAAUACCAAUAAUAGUAGUAGCAGCAAUCAGGAUUUCAAUCAAGUUAGUUGGCAGCAAACCCAAAAUAAAAGACCCUAUAACCCUAAUCAAAACGAUUCUCAAGUCGAACCUAUGGACAUUAAUAAUCAGCAAGCUUUGGAUAUUGGAAAUUUUCGGGAGAUGGGAUUAACCAAACUCCCCUACAUAAAAGUUCAUAAUUACAAAUUUCUGAUAGACAGCGAAUUUAAAAUAAAAUCUAGCAAAAAAUUUAACUUUUCCGUACAUAAUUUUCAUGAGACAUAUCAUGGAUUAAUUGGCAACGACAUUUUAACAGAAUACAGUUCCCUUAUAGAUUAUAAAAAUAAAACCCUUACUAUGAGUGAAGUUCCCAUAAGACUUUACUUCAAUCAUCAACCAGAAAAUACAAUUUAUCAGAUAGAUCCCGGCGAAUAUUAUUAUAGAAUUCCCGUUAGAGAAUAUAAUGACAGUAUCCCUAUAAAAACUAAAAUAAACCGAUAUCCCUAUAUUCAUAAAGCAGAAAUUCAAAAGCAAAUUGAAGAAAUGCUUGGAAAUAAAAUAAUCCAACCAAGCCCGAGUCCUCACAACAGUCCAGUAUGGGUCGUUUCGAAAAAGUUGGACGCCUCUGGAAAUAGAAAAUACCGUAUAGCUUACGUAUUCGGAAGAAAAAUUAAACUAUUUACGGACCACAAACCUCUAGUAUGGCUCAAUAGUUUAGAGGAGCCGAAUAGUAAGUUGAUCCGUUGGAAAUUACAAAUACAGGAAUAUGAUUAUGAGAUAGAAUAUAAGAAAGGUCAAGCAAAUAAAGUCGCGGAUUUUUUAAGUAGAAUGGACAUAAAUUUUAAUGAAAAUGACGAAGAGACACAAAAUAACACUACAGAAAGUGGAGAUACAUUUCAAAAAAUAAUAAGUACUGCAACAGCCCUCAAUUUAUACAAAAACCAAAUUAUCAUAAAACAAAUUGGUUCCGGAUCAUUAAGCAUAUAUACCCGAAAAAUACACAAUAGUAAAUGCAACACUAUAUUACCAAAAGAUAUAGACGAACACGAAAAAGAAUUAGAAACCGUCAUACAGAAUAAACAUUUAGAAAAUAACCAUAGAGGAAUUAACAAAGUUUACGAGGAAAUAAAGGAAGAACAACUUAUUUUAAUUAACGAUUACUAUAAUAAUACUAUACACUCCUCGGCUAACAAAAAACCAAUUGACCUCAUUCAAGGAAAAGUAAAGGAAGACGAAUACGAACAAAUCUAUAAUAAAAUCCUUAAAAAGAAAACUUUAGUUCUUGUUAAAUUGAACAAGGACAGAAUGGACUUACCAUUAGAACCAGACAUUACUUUACUGAAAAACCAUAUUGACGACAUUGAACAGACAAUUUUAACCAGUAGGUUAGGCAUACUCACAAAAAAUAUAUUAACUGACAAUGAAUUUGAAGAAAUCCCAGACCUAAAUACCCUAGCAAAUAUUAAAAUUAGCAUUGUUGCAUUUGGAAAAGAAUUAGUCAUAGAAAUUUUAAUUGAUGAUAAUAAGAUUGUAUAUUAUUCAAAUGUAUUAGGAAACUUAAAAAGAAAUUUAAAGGAAAUGAAUGAUUCAUAUACUAUAAUUUCACCAAAUUCAAAUAUUGUAAUUAAAGAAAAUAUAAAUACUGAAUCGGAGUUAACUUUUGAUAAAUUGCAUUUAGAAAAUAUGAAGAAUAAUAGAGAAAACAUUAAAGAAAUUAUGUAUGUUAGUACCGUUGAAAAACUUAUAAAUUAUCCUGUAAAAUUGGAAAGCAUUAAAAUAACUCCUUUGGAGCCUUCGUCAAAGGGUGGGGGAGUUGCGAUACAAGAUGGAGAUGGAGCAUUAGUCAAUGAUAAAAGGGGACUUCACGUCAGAAUUUUAAAAGAUGAUGUUAACAAAAACCAGGAAGCAAUAGUCAAACACAUCAAAUCAUUUCCUGUUGUUGAAUCGGAUUACUUGAGAAAAUCAGUUACAAAAACCUAUAUAUCAAUAUACUUAAAUAUAGGAGACUUAAAUAUAGCAAAAAUGUAUCGCCUUUUCAAGACUUCGUUUGAAGAAAAUAAUCAGGAAUGCAAAAUAACUGAAAGAAAAUACCGCGAUAUAUUUAACAUUCAAUUUAACAUAGGUUUUUUUAGACCGAAAAAGGACCAGUGA
Molecule: messenger RNA, 2502 nt
Organism: Condylostylus longicornis
Lineage: Eukaryota; Metazoa; Arthropoda; Insecta; Diptera; Dolichopodidae
Product: metacaspase-2-like
Exons: 11
Coding region: 1-2502 (833 amino acids)
Source: RefSeq, a predicted model, not a curated record